CACAAUCAAAGAGACGCGUGUUCGAACAGCUGUGACGUCACGCUUCUAAUUAGCCCGUAGUCUAGAGGACAGCGGCGAUUGCACGUGCAAGACCCAAGAUGGCGACCAAAGAAGCUUUAAAGCUGCUUGCUCCAAAGAGUUUCGCAUCUCAAGAUUAUCACGGAGUUAAAAACCAAGCUUCGAGCUCUAGCGAAAGCGAGAGUGAAGAUGAGGGAUCUAAGCGCCAAAAUGUCAUUAAGGCUAUUGAAAACCUUGACAAGAAAAAGAGAAAGAGACAACUUCGCUCUGAGCCAAGUCAACAAGUCUCUGAGUUCAACCUUGCUAGUAAUACAGAGACUGAUAAAGUUGAUGUGAGUGACCUAGUUGGCUUACUCCCUAAAAGCUCCACCUAUGGACGACUCAAGAAAAAACUGGCGAGUAUGGAAAAGAGUGCUUCUCCCAUGGAUCUUCCACUUCAAAAGCCACAAGCUGAGAAAAUCCAGCGCACAGUGGCAUAUGACGAGACCAAGACAGACAUCACCAAAUGGCAGCCAAUUGUCAAGAAGAACCGAGAGGCUGAACAUCUCACCUUUCCUUUGAACCCUUACAAACCAGCAGAGAUAACAACAAAGACUUUAGCUGUCACCUUCAAGCCUCGUACACCCUUGGAGGAGGAAGUGGCGGCCAUCUUGCGCGGCAGUUUCAAGGUGAUCGAGAGAGAAAAUAAGGAGCUGACAGAGGAAGAGGAGCAAGCCCUCCUAGCCAUGGAUCUAGAGGAGGCAAAGGAGAGGAGGCGGGAGCUUCAACGUAUGCGUGCCUUGCAGUCCUACUAUGAGGAGAAAUGCAGAAGAGCAAAGAAAAUAAAAAGCAAGAAAUAUCACCGUGUGAAGAAAAGAGCAGAGAAGCGAGCUGCAGGCAAACAGAAUCUAGAGGAGCUGCAGAAGUCUGACCCAGACAAAGCACGUCAGGAACUAGAGAAGCUUGAGCGAGCAAGGGCAGAGGAGCGGGUGUCUUUGAAGCAUCGCAACACAUCCAAAUGGGCCAAAAGCCUGUUGGUACAUGGAAACAAGGAUCCAGAGGCAAGGAAAGCACUUCAUGAUCAGAUGCUACUGAGUCGACAGCUCACUGAAAAACACCAACAGGAGUCUGACUCUGAAGACUACGAGGAACCUGAUCCCGAUCAACAUGACGUCACUUCCGAUGGGUUUGGGGGCCUGGUUACAAGUGGGGACAACCCUUGGAGCAUUGACAAGACUGGCGACCAAGUGAGGUCUGGGGUAGACCCAGAUGAGCCCGAGCCCAUAACAAAGCUACAACGGCUUCAGCCAAUCAAAGAUGAGAACAAUCGAGAUAUUGAGGGGGAGGGGGAUAGUAGCGAAGGCGAGAAAGAUGACGACGACGACUUCGAGCUACAACUCGCCAAACCCGAACCAGAAGGCAAAAAGGGUACGAAAAGAGGGAAGAAGAAGACGAGUAAAGACGCGACCGAGGAAAGCGAGGCCCCGAACAAAAAGAGAAAGGAGAAAAAGAAGAAGAAAAAGAAGAAGAAAGCUAGCAGCAAAAUCGAACCGACGGAAACCGCAGAGACAGAUGACGUCACCGAGCGUGCUGGACUGUUGUUAGGCAACGAUGCUAUAGACGAAGAUGAUGAUGAUGACAGAGACUCUAAAGAAGAUGAUGCCGAGGAUGCGAGGCAAGAAACAGCGCGAAGAAAUGCGAAAACUUUGGACCUCAACAAGAGCAACCCAUUAAACAACGGUGUGACUAUUGACCCCAAGAAAAUCUUCCGAAUAGAGGACACCGGAGAUUCUACUGGCGGAGACGAGUCACGUGGCCAAAUCCUAAGCAUCCAGCAGGCGUUUGCUAAUGAUGACGUCAUCGAAGAGUUCGCCCGCGAGAAGGAUCAAGCGAUUGACUCGUCGAAGCCGAAAGACUUGGACUUAACCUUGCCUGGCUGGGGAGACUGGGGCGGAGCGGGGGUUAAGGUCUCGGAGAAGAAAAAGGCAAAGUUUAUGAUCCGCGCAGAGCCUGGACCCGACCGGAAAGACAAGAAUUUGGCUCACGUGAUAAUUAAUGAAGAAAGAAACCGGAAGUUCGCCCGCAACCAGGUGAAGACGGCGCCUCACCCCUACAGGAGUAGGACACAAUUUGAGCGAAGCAUACGUAACCCUGUUGGUAAACACUGGAACACAGCGAAUACCGUCAAGGAACUAACGAAACCAAGGGUGGAAAUACAGAUGGGUGCCAUCAUCGAACCGAUUACUGCUCCUAAACAAUUCAAGCGCCGGGCGAUAAUGGAUGGACCUCUGGGUGUUAAGAAGAGGGGAGCAGUUAAGGGCGGUGACGGCGAUUCGUUAGUUAUACAUGCAUAACGAAACCAAGGGUGGAAAAAAAGUUGGUGCCAUUAUCAAACAGAUUACUACUUCUGAGCAAUCCAUGCGCCGGGCGAUAAUGGAUGGAGCUCAGGGUGUUAAGAAAAGGGGAGCCGAUUACUGCUCUAAGCAAUUCAAGCGCCGGGCGAUAAUGGAUGGAGCUCAGGGUGUUAAGAAAAGGGGAGCCGAUUACUGCUCUAAGCAAUCCAUGCGCCGGGCGAUAAUGGAUGGAGCUCAGGGUGUUAAGAAAAGGGGAGCCGAUUACUGCUCUAAGCAAUUCAAGCGCCGGGCGAUAAUGGAUGGAGCUCAGGGUGUUAAGAAAAGGGGAGCCGAUUACUGCUCUAAGCAAUUCAAGCGCAGGGUGAUAAUGGAUGGAGCUCAGGGCGUAAAGCAGUGACAGUAGCCUAAAAUAGGAAUUAAUUGGAGAUUAAUUGGACUGAGCAAAGAUUCAAGCUUUGCAUUCAAAAGCAUUUGUUUUGUUUUGUUUUGUUUUGUUUUGUUUUGCAUUGCUGCCCAUCUGCAGUGUGGAUAACACAAUCAAAUCGGAUUUGUAAACCUAGGUUUUAAAAUUUGUUUUUCGAUAAAAACCUGUCAUGGUU
Messenger RNA from Nematostella vectensis (starlet sea anemone), 2950 nucleotides. RefSeq names its product U3 small nucleolar RNA-associated protein 14 homolog A. Bases 99 to 2351 code for a protein of 750 amino acids. The transcript is spliced from 13 exons. NCBI's taxonomy places the organism in Eukaryota, Metazoa, Cnidaria, Anthozoa, Actiniaria, Edwardsiidae. Gene Ontology annotation, cellular component: nucleolus; small-subunit processome. The record is from RefSeq and is a predicted model, not a curated record. Gene Ontology annotation, biological process: rRNA processing.